Molecule: messenger RNA, 1093 nt
Organism: Hibiscus syriacus
Lineage: Eukaryota; Viridiplantae; Streptophyta; Magnoliopsida; Malvales; Malvaceae
Exons: 4
Coding region: 98-883 (261 amino acids)
Source: RefSeq, a predicted model, not a curated record
CUUUUCCCUUGCGAAUAAAAGUUACCCGAUAGGGUCAAGGACCAUCAAAUUCCACCCAGAGAAGCGCUGUUGCUGGCAAUCGCCACCACCAAAGGGAAUGCCAGGCCCAGGUCCCCACCUUAUGUAUGCCAUGAGCUCCGGCAUAGCUCUUACCCACCUCACCGGUGGACGUUUCUCCCCUCACCACACCCUCACCUAUACUCUCAACGCCUUCUUCGGCCCCGACGUUGGCUCCUUCUCGGAGUGGCUGAGCUCCGUUCUCUUCCUCGACUCUUCACUUCUCUCUUCUUUAGCUGAUGCAAUCCAUCACCCUUUUUAUUAUGUCUUGAUUCUGGGGUUUCCUCUAUGCCUUCUCUACUCUUGGGUAUCAAGUGUUUUGGUGCAAAGAAAUCUUCUUGAUUCUGUUUCGGGGGUGCCACUCUCGAGGAUGCAAUGCUUCUUGUUGAUAUCAGCUGGUUCUUUAUCACACUUUUUCCUUGACCAUUUGUUUGAGGAAAACGGUAAAUCAUCCAUGUAUACUUGGAUAUUGAGCACCGGCUGGUGGAUAAACCGUGCACCUGUUAACCCGGAUGCUGUCAUGGUUGUUGGAUUCUUGUGCACUUGUUUAAUUGGUGGCUUCAUUUACAUUAACAGAGUGCGGUCGACAAAGUCUACCGGACAACAAUCAUUUCAAUCAAUGAAACUUAUUAUAAUCAUAGCAAGCCUGUAUUGUCUCUGGUGUGCAAGCCAAAUAUACUGGGCUAACCCUCGUCGGCCUGCAGUUGGUGAAGAAGCUGAUCUUGGAGUUCUCGUAUUUUUGGCCGCCUACUUCUUCCUUCCCCAUGGUCUGUGUAUAUUGUCCCUGAACUCUAAGGAUUUCCGCACCGAUCAACUUCCGCUUUAGCUUUAUUAUCAACAUUGAAGCAAACGCUGUAAAACCAGUAAAAGAAAAGUGAUAGUAACUGCAUUGGUUUUCUUCAAACGUUUUUACUGAAUUACUUGUAUUUGUGUCCUUGAUGGAGGUGAAGUUUUUACUGAAAAGGGUGAAAGUACUACUGUGUAGGAGGGAGAAUCCCUUUUGUUAUCUGCUAAAAGGUACUGGCUGAAGUUUCCA